Folsomia candida is the source of this 2963-nucleotide messenger RNA. RefSeq lists its product as uncharacterized. The coding region runs from base 482 to 2656 and encodes 724 amino acids. Gene Ontology annotation, molecular function: protein binding. The record is from RefSeq and is a predicted model, not a curated record. Lineage: Eukaryota; Metazoa; Arthropoda; Collembola; Entomobryomorpha; Isotomidae. The transcript is spliced from 11 exons.
AGUCUGGCUUCGCUAUUGGAGUAGAGCAGUUGUUCAGUUUGUUUCCGUGGGCCUGGGAAUUUAGUUUUGCCACUCCAAAUAUUUCCACAAUUAAAUAUUUUCUCGCUCAUUAAAUAAUUAGCGUUAGGAUAGUUAGUUUAGUUAGUUAGUUCUUUUGUUCCAGUUGUUUGAACACUGCACUGAACCGUAUCAUUAUUUUCUAAAUGAUUUAGCCAAAUCUUCGUAAAACUAAGUGAUUAUCGUCAUUUAUGAAAUUUAAGUCUUUGGGCGUUCAGUAUAAACAAAUUUAUUAUCAGGCCGGAUUAUUUUGAUAAGAUUUGAGUUAUUUUCAUACUUUUGAGAGUAUAGGGCUGUGGCGACUGUAUGUUACUUUUAAAUGUGUUUUGGUCGGUGGGUUUAGUCUGAGAGGUAGAUUGGUGAGGUACUUAUCUUUUAACUGUGUGUCGCGUGUGGUGUGGCGACAAGCAAGGACGACGACAAAAUGGAUUCAAGGAUUCGAUUACCUCCCUCCCGUGCGCAUCAGUUGCCAAACUUGUUAAACGGUCAUCAUGAUGAAGAAGAAGAAUACGUUUCUCCCACUGAAGACGUGGAUGAACUGACCAACGGAAUUUCGGCGGUGGAGAUAACCGCAAAUGGAUUGAUUGAAACACCAACUGAUUUGAAUGAUGUGCUUGGAGAAGGAUUUUCUUUCAAAUCGUUUGCGACAUUGCUAGAGACCCAGGAAAUUUUCGUAUUGGAAUCACACUUCAAGUGGAUUUUCCAAAUUGGCAAUAGCGAAGGGCUUCUCGAUGAGAAACGCAUCAAAGUGUUGUAUGACAAAAUGAAAGAAUGGGAGUCCGAAUCAGACGAACAUUUGAGCGUCUUCCAGACCGUGUCGCAGAAGUUACUUCUUGCCGUGUACUCGGCACUCUUGCAUGGCGACACGGAUCAAGUCGGCAAAUAUUUUGAUGAAGCAAAAAAGAUCAUUUCGGAAACACAAAAGAAGACUGGCACUACUAAACAAUUGCAAGUCUACCAAUUCAUCUUGCUCUGCGAUAAACUACUCGUGUCUGGUGCUGGCCUGCUGUUGCCACGCUCGAAAAGGAGAUCGUCGACGUUAACUAUCGAGUCCUUCAAGGCUGAAAUUGAAAAAUGGGAUUCCGGAGGGAGGGAGGUAUUUGCUGAUGAUUUAUUCAAAGCGGUAUUUCUGGGCAUGAAGGCGCACAUAAGCGCACAGCUUGGCAAUACGUCUAAGGCCGUGAAGCUAUAUCGAUGGGCUGCACAGUUGGAUCCCAAUUGUUUCGACUGGGUGCAUCACCACUACACUUCUUUGCGUCGUCAGCGAAGAGAAAAUGAUUUUGGUGCACCGCCUGGCGAAGAAGAAUCUGCAGCUUGUUCUCAGGCCAUUGUACUGUGCCCAGACGAUUGGAUUGCACUUUUGUCUAACGCCAACUUGCUCGAGGAUACGAAAAGAGCAACGAGAUCUUUAAAAGAUCGACAAGAAUUGGAUCCAAAAAUAAUCGACAUAUUGACCCAAGCCCAGGCCAAGGCUCCUCAUAAUGUUUCGGUGAACUUGAAGUUAGCUGAAGCCUACUUGAAUAAAGACAAGGCAACUGAUGAAGACUACACAAAGUCCAAAAUGUUUUUCGAGAGUUGUCUCCGACAAUGGCCCAAUAACUCUCAGGUUUUACACAAAUUGGGAAAAUAUUAUAUGACGAGAGAUAAGAUGGCUGGAAUCAAGUAUUUUGAAGAUGCAGUGAAAGCUGAUUCGGAAAAUUUUCCUUGUCUUAUGGAUUAUCUCAAGGAGAAAUUCAAAAUGUUGAAUUAUCUUGAAUUAAUAGAUUUGAUUGACGAAUUUCUUCUCAAUUAUCAACACAAGAAAGUGUAUCUGGGAAAGUUGCUCGCAUUGAAAGGAUACCUUCAGUGGAUAGAAGGGAAUUCGACAGAUGCCAUAAGGACAUGGUUGCAAAUUUUUGAUAACGACGAUAAAUCGGAAAAAGAAAAAUUGGGGAGCUAUUUGAAGGAAACUUUAAAUGGGAAACAUGUACCCAACCAACGACGUGGUCUUGUUCAAUUUAAGGCUGUAAAGGCAUUAUUAAUGAACACUACACACAUGGCUCAUGAUGACAAGCGAAAAAUUGAGGAAUUCUUAACUCUCUUGAAUGCUGACCAGCCACAACCUAAUAAUCGGAUUUACAGCGUACGGGCCCUCGUCGGCGAAGACGAUCAAAAUUGGCGACACCGGAGCAACAACUCAAGACAAUAUGAAGGUGGUAGCGUAGACUGGAGAAGCUCGAACCGUCACCUAGGAAGGAAUCAACACAUUGCUUCAAGACCUUUAGGCGAUCGUAGUAGUGCUCAAAAUCGCCAAGAAAAUGAUUCUCAAGAUAUGGAUUGGCGUCAGCGAGGUCCAACUGUGCCUCUCCAGAGCAGAAAUGUCGAACUCACGGAACAUGAAGAUCUUCGAGUUACUAUAAUGGCCAACAGAGAACACCGAGAUGGUAAUGGUGCAGGCAGUACUGCACGCAGUAACAAGCAACCAGAAAAUAACUCAAGAAUUCAAUUGAACAGUAAUGGGCGUUGGAAGAAGAAUUUUGAAAAUGAAAACGUUGAGAUCCAGAAUCCCCGGAGUGGCAAAAGCGUCGGAAUGAAACGACACGAGAAGAAUGGACGUUGAUUCCUAGAAAAUCGUCAGUAUGAAAUUUUAGGGUUGCUUAUGAAUAAGUUUCUGAGUGGUGUAAAUUAUACAAAUCUCUUUUCGUUUUUUGUUACGUUUUGUUAUUUUACUGCUAUAUACAACUCAUUAUUAUUCAACUUAAAAUUAUUACCUACCCGGUAUGUAUUCUUGGUCUACAGAUACAUUAUUGGUGUUCAAUCUUUUCUUACUACUUAAAUGACAGGCAGCAUAUAUAUUCUCAGAUAUAUAAUUGGUUUGCUAUCGAUAUUAAUAAUAACAACAACCAUUAAUAAAAAGAAUACGGUUA